Suricata suricatta (meerkat) is the source of this 3114-nucleotide messenger RNA. It is a transcript of the gene STX2, whose product is annotated as syntaxin 2. Bases 200 to 1078 code for a protein of 292 amino acids. Gene Ontology annotation, biological process: exocytosis; synaptic vesicle fusion to presynaptic active zone membrane; intracellular protein transport. Gene Ontology annotation, cellular component: presynaptic active zone membrane; SNARE complex; endomembrane system. The transcript is spliced from 11 exons. Gene Ontology annotation, molecular function: SNAP receptor activity; SNARE binding. NCBI's taxonomy places the organism in Eukaryota, Metazoa, Chordata, Mammalia, Carnivora, Herpestidae. The record is from RefSeq and is a predicted model, not a curated record.
UCCCUGUGACUCCUCCCGGUGGCCAGGACAGCCACCUCCCUCCUCUGAGUUACCUUCUAGGUCUGCUUUGCCAAGACUUUCCUUACUGAAAGUGGUUAUUAUCUGUGGGCGCCACUGGGAGCUACUCAGUUACGAGGAACGCCGGCUAAUACAUGUGCAAGGUCCUUGAAAAAGACGCACUUUAGAAAAGUUAACCAGGAUGUCAGUGUUCUUAAUCUUCAUAGAAAAGAAGCAGUACAAGUGCGGGAAGAAUGAUGAUGAGGACACGAGUGUUGUCCUUGAGAAGGACCAUUUCAUGGACGAUUUCUUCCAUCAGGUUGAGGAGAUCAGGACCAGUAUCGCCAAAAUAGCACAGUGUGUUGAAGAAGUGAAGAAAAACCACAGCAUCAUUCUUUCUGCACCAAACCCAGAAGGAAAAAUAAAAGAAGAGCUUGAAGAUCUGAACAAGGAAAUCAAGAAAACCGCGAACAGAAUCCGAGCCAAGUUGAAGUCUAUUGAGCAGAGCUUUGGUCAGGAUGAGCGUGCGGAGCGGACCUCCGUGGACCUCCGGAUCCGGCGAACCCAGCACUCCGUCCUGUCCCGGAAGUUUGUGGAGGUCAUGACGGCGUUCAACGAGGCGCAGACGCUGUUCCGGGAGCGCAGCAAAGGGCGCAUCCAGCGCCAGCUGGAGAUCACUGGAAGAGCCACGACCAACGACGAGCUGGAGGAGAUGCUGGAGAGCGGGAGCCCUUCCGUCUUCACCGCAGACAUCAUAUCAGAUUCCCAGAUCACUAGACAAGCUCUCAAUGAAAUUGAGUCUCGUCACAAGGACAUCAUGAAGCUGGAGACCAGCAUCCGCGAGCUGCACGAGAUGUUCACGGACAUGGCCGUGUUCGUGGAGACCCAGGGCGAAAUGAUCAACAACAUAGAAAAAAACGUUAUGAACGCCACGGACUACGUAGAGCGCGCUAAAGAAGAAACGAAAAGGGCGAUUAAGUAUCACAGCAAAGCCAGAAGGAAAAAGUGGAUAAUUGUGGCUGUGUCAGUGGCUCUGGUUGCCAUAAUUGCUCUAAUUAUUGGUUUAUCGGUUGGCAAAUGAUGGUGCGGAUGACGUCAGUGUGCAGCCCCCUGCCAGCGAGGCGAAAAUGAUGUUCCUUAUUAUUUGUGUAAUUGUUUUGCUUAUCAUCCUUGGGAUUGUCCUGGCAACAACGUUGUCAUAGCGACCGCGUCCCGAGAGCCGGUGUCCUUGGAGUCAGACCCUGCGCCCUCCCAUCCCGUGACCAUGACCGGGCCCUGACGCUGCGCCCUGCAGCCCUGACACCUCCUGCAGGGACGGGCCGCGAGCGGGAGGGGCGCCGCCCUGGACUCGGAAGGGCACACCACCGAAGACGGACAAUGUGAAACUUGUCUCAGUGGCCUUAAACUAGGGAAUUAUUGAAGAUUUCAAUUUUCUUUUGUAUGUCAGUGUUAAAAACACAUGUGAAGUUUAAUUAGGAAUAUUUUAUGUUAUGAAGCUAAGAGAUUUCAGGUCUGAACCUCCCUUCCUCCCCGCCCCCAGCUAACAUGCUAAUGAAGAGUUGUUUUUUGUACUACAUUUAAUUUGUGUUUUGUUUGUGACAAAAAACUUUAUCGUCACAGAGCCGUUUUGUAAGAUAUCCUUAAUUUUAAAUGUUUAUAAAUUGUUUAAUAUAUUAACAUCUUAAUUUACUCCAUUUUUAUAUAUCGAAUGUUGCCUUUUGAAAUAAAUAGGAAGCGUCAUGAUAUUAGAGCCAUCUUUGCCCAGUUUACCAAGUGUGCCGUUAGCACAGCGCACGUUGGCGCAGAGCCCGGAAAGCCUUUCCAGUGCCUUCUGUUCAUACCGACGGCAGGUGAAAACGCGCCUGGCAGCCUCGGGAAGGGCCCCGUUCCGGCGCUCGGCUGUGCUCCCUCCUGUCAGUUACUGCACGUGAGGGACCGCCGCCUCUUCCUUGUUCGUUAGGAGUAAGGUUUGUGUGUCCCUGGUUUCGUCAGUCAGGUCUGAACUUAGGAUGGUGAGAAGACCCAGACUUAGUCCUUUCUAAACCCAAGGAAGUUACCCUUAGACAUUAAUUCUUCUAGCUGUAACCUGGUGCGCAGAUUGCUCACACAGCCUUGUCAGGUACUCACUGUUCUGCUGAACUGCAAACGUGAGUUCCCAAAGUCCAUAGGAAUCCGUGAUCAUUAAGCGAUUGUGUUGCUCAGCCAUGGUUUUAGUAUAAUAUGGUUAUUUUUUGACUUGUGUGACGUCUGGGCGCGGGCGGACAGCUGUGCGAUGCCGGCUGGUCGGGACUGACGGACACGUUCAAGGUGGAGCUAAGCUGUCAUCACUCGGGUGCGGUCCAUCGUGUAGGCGCGUGCCCGUGCCCUGACACUGGUCUGAAAACAGACGCUCCUGACUCCGCAGUACGUGUGAACGAGCGAACAGCCCGCAAGCGGAGUCCUUGUGUGAUACCGUACGAAGCCCACUCGUCCCUGAUUCACGCGCGCGACGGCUCAGCUCAGACUGCGAGCUGAUCCCGCCGAGCGCUCAGAAUGACGCGGGCUCGGGCUGUACCGUGUGUUUAACAGUCUGUAAGUGGCCCGUCGGCGGGGUCCGCGCGCUCUGUGCACACGUCGGGGUCGUGCCUUGAAGGACAUGUAAACAUUUAGCGAUGACGCCUUUCCUGCGCCUGCUCGUCUGUGUCACUGUGUCCACGUGGGGAGCAGCGCUGUCAGCCGGUGGCCUGCGUGCGCCGGCCGGCCUCCAGCUCGGGCUCCGUAGCCUCGCUUCCGGCCACAGUCAGUCUUCUGAGAUUUACCGAAUUUCUGCUGUUGUAGUUGAAGUUACGGAAAAGCCUUUUGAUUUCUGUUUAGGUGAACGUUUAAGUCCGUCAUCAGAUAGCGCUGCUGCGCGUGUCAACCUCAAGCACGCGUCUGAGAUCAGAUUUUUAAAAAAUAUAUUUGUAGGUUCACUUGUUACUUUUUAUCAGUUCCUCAAAUAUUUUAUGUUUCCAUAAAGAAAAAAAAACUGCCAGAGGACCAAAAACAAAUUUACUUUUGUCUUGUCAUUUCUGGAAAGAUUUUUGGGGAGAUAUUUUAUUGCAUAUCCAUUAAUAAAUUGUUCUACUAAGAAAAUCA